Serpula lacrymans var. lacrymans S7.9 is the source of this 837-nucleotide messenger RNA. RefSeq lists its product as uncharacterized. Bases 1 to 837 code for a protein of 278 amino acids. The transcript has 6 exons. The record is from RefSeq and is a predicted model, not a curated record. NCBI's taxonomy places the organism in Eukaryota, Fungi, Basidiomycota, Agaricomycetes, Boletales, Serpulaceae.
AUGAUGGGGAAUAGAACAAUGCACAAAGUGCCAUGGAAGAUCCCUUCCUGUAUGCAAUUUCCUCUUUGCUCAACAGGGGGACUCCCUAUCCUGGUGAUUCAACAACAGACUGGGAAGGGCCUUACUCAGUAUUGGCCUGUAACCGACUGGACCUGGAUAUUGCGGUCCCAGUUGUUUAACACCAAAUUCGAUAUUGUAAACUGGUACAAUAGAACUGCUGAGCGCAGUCUUCAGAAUUUGUGCAACAAGCUUCUUACUGGAGCAGAUGAGACAGCAGUUUUAGACUGGCUGUACCAAGAGCCCUACAGUCCCAAAAACAGUGCCAUCCUUGAAAUGGUGGCAGACUUGACUAGACAUUAUCCUGAUGCCCAAUUUGAGGAAGUAGGAUCUCAAGCUGUUGCAAUAGAACUCCAUGAAUGUAACACAGCAAUAAUCAAAGACUACAAAAGGACAUUACCCCAACCAAUACUGGUCACAGUCCUGUUCAAGGAUGCCACUCAAAUGUUAGCUUUGGGAUGCAAGAAUUCCACUCCUGUUCCAACACCAGGUGCUAAUUGGACUCAACCCUUGCUGGAUGUAAUUGGUAGUGCAAUGAAAGGCAAUGAAUGCUCUCAUCUAGAGUCACAUGCAGCUGGAAUAUUUGAGGACCAUCUAGAGAAAGUUAGAACACAGUUGAGACAAUACACACAGCCACUUUGUGCAAAAGCCAGUGAAACUGGAUUGCCUCCUCUACGAGAUAUCAAUCAUACAAUACCUCUCAUUGAUGAAACAAAAAUCUACGCUUGGCGACCAUUCCGUUGUUUAGAACCAUUACGGGCUAAAUGGUCAGAGAAAUGA